Molecule: messenger RNA, 201 nt
Organism: Colletotrichum costaricense
Lineage: Eukaryota; Fungi; Ascomycota; Sordariomycetes; Glomerellales; Glomerellaceae
Exons: 2
Coding region: 1-201 (66 amino acids)
Source: RefSeq, a predicted model, not a curated record
AUGGGAAGUCCCGUGUCAACAACCUUCAGACGGACGGACAUCUUAUGCCGCAAUCUUCCCCGACUUCUUGCGUACCUCAAUUUGGUCAAAUACUCCCGUCUUCCGCGGUUCGCUCCAUCCUGGCCCCAAACUCCCCUCUCGUGGGCACUGCCAACUUGGGAGAUCAGAUCCCCGGGUAAGAACCUCGGCCCGCCAUAUUGA